This is a messenger RNA of Argentina anserina (silverweed cinquefoil), 1365 nucleotides long. RefSeq names its product tabersonine-19-hydroxy-O-acetyltransferase-like. NCBI's taxonomy places the organism in Eukaryota, Viridiplantae, Streptophyta, Magnoliopsida, Rosales, Rosaceae. The record is from RefSeq and is a predicted model, not a curated record. The coding region runs from base 1 to 1365 and encodes 454 amino acids. The transcript has 2 exons.
AUGGGUUCAGAGGUGAAGGUUAAAGUUGUUCACAAAGAAACAAUUAGACCAUCCUCUCCAACUCCUCACCACCUUCGAUUUUUCAGCCUGUCAAUUUUUUAUCAGCUUUCCCUUCCACUUUAUGUCCCACUACUUCUGUUUGAUCCCAACAAUGAUGAUCACCAGCAUUCUUUUGUUGUUCAAAGAACUAAGCUUCUGAAAAGUUCACUAUCCGAAUCUCUCACCCGCUUCUACCACUUUGCAGGAAGAGUUUUAGAUAAUGCUUCAGUCUGUUGUAAUGACCAAGGAGUUAUGUUUCUUGAAGCUAAGGUCAUAUGUACCAUAUCAAGGGUUUUGAUCACACCUAAUCCUGAGUUGCUGAAAAACUUGAUUCCUUCAGGAGCUACAAAACGAGACACAGGCUAUGAUCUUCUACUAGUCCAGAUCAACUUCUUCGAAUGUGGUGGACUCGCAAUAGGAUUCAAUGACUCACAUAAGAUCAUUGAUGCCUGCACACUCAGCAAAUUCGUUGACAGUUGGGCGGCUAAUACCAUUGGACUGAAUACCGGUGAUGAUGGAGUGAUGUGCAUUCAUCAACUUCACAAUGUUGCAACAGCUUCUGUUUUCCCACCACUGGAUUUCUUCAGCAUACCGCCACCCAUUUUGGAGUUUCCUCUUGCAAUGUGUACGACAAGGAGAUUUUUGUUUGAGUCCUCAAAGAUUGCACGUCUCAAGUCUCAAGCUGUCAGUGCUUUAGUGAAAAAUCCUACCCGAGUUGAAGUCGUAUCAGCAUUGAUAUGGAAAUGUGCAAUGCAAACAUCAAGAGCAAACACGGAUGGUAGAAGACUUCCAUCAGCAUGGUGUAAAAAAGUGAACAUGCGGAAAGUAUUGGCGCACCCUUCUGCAGAAAACUUAAUAGGUAAUCUUUUAGGGUGUUUUGUAGCAAAAUCAACAGGAGCUGAAAGUGAUGAUAUUCAAGGCCUAGUUGCAGAAAUGAGGAAGGAGUUAGAUGACUUUAAGGAAAGCUAUAGUACUAAUGAUGUCGGCGUGGAUGAUAUGUGUGAGCUCUUAGCAAAGUUUGGGGAGCUGAUGCAUAAGGAUGAUAUAGAGAUUUAUAAUCCCACUAGCUGGUGCAGGUUACCAUUCUAUGAAGCUAAUUUUGGAUGGGGAAAGUCACUGAUGAGUAUUCCUGCUACUGAAGAAUUCAAGAAUUUAAUUUUAUUAACAGAUACGAGUGAUGGAGAUGGCAUAGAAGCACGCUUGACUUUGAAAGUAGAAGACAUGGCCAUAUUUGAAAACAAUGAGGAGUUGCUGGCAUAUGCAUGCUUCUAUCAUUUUGGUAUUAGUAGUCAGGCACUCAAGCACGGAAGUCAUGUUUGUCGUUAG